AUGGCGCGCAUCACCCAGGGCCUGCGAAAGGGACACCGGCCCUUCAGAGAGCCUUGGAAGCGAGGGCAGCGGAGGGCCAGAGAUGCUUUGCCAGCCAUUCGGCAGAGCCAGCUGAACCUUGCAUGGGCACGUGCUCGCAGCCAGAAGAAGAAGCCGCCCAGCAAGCAUUCGAAGCAAACCCUAGAGAUCCUUGAGAAUGUGUUGCGUGACCCGAUCCUCUCGGCGGAACUGGACCAACAUGCCGGCUACAAAUUGCCACAAGAGGUGCCGCCUGAUGCGCUGGAGGCCCUGCGAGGCAGCCUCCGAGAGCUUGGCGCUGAGCUGAUUUCCAUGCGCUCCGAACCGGAGCCCAGCAGGCCUAUACCUCAACUGGCAGUUUGCUUGGACCGCUCUUUAUCUGAUUACGACCGCAAUGACCUGGCUGUUGCUUUGCAGGAGCUGGGCUUCUCAACGCAGGUCACGCGCCAUGGGGUCCACAUCGUUCGGGAGGAGCUGGACCUGGAAGUCCUCAUGGGUCCAGCUUCUGAGCUCUUGAGCCAGAAGCGAGGGGGCUUCUGCCCAUUCCCUUGCUCACAUCUCACCGUGGCAGAGAAUUGGCGGGAAGCAGAUCAGCUUGGGCAGGAGCAGAUUCAGAACUGUGGUGAGAUGCGGUGGGCCUUGGACCUGACAAAGCACUUCAGUGGCCAAGGCCUUCCGAGCCUUGCAAUCCGGGGGAAGUCACAAAAGGGCCCUGUCGUCUUUGAACUUGUGCUUCGGCACUUGGCGCUGCGGAUUCAGGACCGGGAUGCUGAGUCCUUGCGACGCUUCAAAGCAGCAUUGGCUGGCCAAUGUGAUGGAAGUGACGAGGGUCACAGCCUUGGCUGCCAUUUGGUCCUGUCGAUUGCCAAGGAGCUUCUGGAGUGGAGCAAGUCGGGACUCUUAGGUCUUUGGUUGAAGGAUGCAGAGCUCUAUGCUGGGGAGCGUGGCAAGGCACAGGCCAAGCGGUUGUUAAGCCCGAGGCUUAGAUGCAUUCUGGCAUUACAAACGUAUGUGGUGCAUCGGAUCCAGUGUGGAAUUUACUGUGUUUGUCCGAUUUUCAGUCCGCCAGAUGCUGCUGCUGCACAACUCGAGACAGAGGCAUGGGCAGAGCUAGUGACAGGUGUGUCGUUCCUUCACCAAAGGUUCAAGCUGUAG
Durusdinium trenchii is the source of this 1173-nucleotide messenger RNA. Lineage: Eukaryota; Dinophyceae; Suessiales; Symbiodiniaceae. The record is from the annotation of a GenBank genome assembly.